Pleuronectes platessa (European plaice) is the source of this 1750-nucleotide messenger RNA. RefSeq names its product histone H2B-like. NCBI's taxonomy places the organism in Eukaryota, Metazoa, Chordata, Actinopteri, Pleuronectiformes, Pleuronectidae. Gene Ontology annotation, cellular component: nucleosome. The coding region runs from base 12 to 386 and encodes 124 amino acids. Gene Ontology annotation, molecular function: structural constituent of chromatin; DNA binding; protein heterodimerization activity. The transcript has a single exon. The record is from RefSeq and is a predicted model, not a curated record.
AUCUCGUGACAAUGCCUGACAUAACGAAGCCAGCGCCCAAGAAGGGCUCCAAGAAAGCGGUGGCGAAGGCCCCCGGUAAGGGCGGAAAGAAGAGGAGAAAGUCCAGGAAGGAGAGCUACGCCAUCUACGUGUACAAGGUGCUGAAGCAGGUCCACCCCGACACUGGGAUCUCCUCCAAGGCCAUGGGCAUCAUGAACUCCUUCGUGAGCGACAUCUUCGAGCGCAUCGCCGGUGAGGCCUCUCGUCUGGCUCAUUACAACAAGCGCUCCACCAUCACCUCCAGGGAGAUUCAGACCGCCGUCCGCCUGCUGCUGCCCGGGGAGCUGGCUAAACACGCCGUGUCUGAGGGCACCAAGGCCGUGACCAAGUACACCAGCUCCAAGUAAACAACUGUGCGGAGACAUCAAACCAACGGCUCUUUUAAGAGCCACACACUUUCUCUAUGGAGACAAACUGUCCUGACUUUAACGAGAGGUCCAUCAAUAUUUAAUCAGCUGCUUUUAACUAAUAAUGUAGCCUUGGUAAAUAAAAUUGAAAAUAAUAAUCAUGUUGAAUACAUUCUAAUCACACUGCAUAACUUCUACAAUUGAAAAUAAUUGUUUUGAAAUCCAGUAGCAGUUUUCUACUGCAGGACGUGUUGUCCUCUCUCAAAUCAGUGAUUGUAACUCAUGAGGUGUUUUUUUUUUCCCCUGGUGGUGAUAAUUGUGUUUAUAAAUAAGCUUAUGAAAUCAUUGCUCCUCAGGGUCAGAGGGAUAGAUGUAUUGUUAGAACAAUGACUUCUAUUUCUCAGUGCUUUCUUAUCAUUCAUAUAUAUAUGGCGGGCUAUCUUCUAUGGCUAGGUGAAUAUAAUUUUGAUUGGUGGAACGCCACAUCCUCUCCAGCUGCUGUGAUGUCAGUUUUAAAACAGGUCUUUGAUUACUAAACCAUGGAGCUAAUCUCCUGAACGUAAUUUACGUGUUGUUACCGACACAUGACUGUGACUUUAAUGUCAAAGGGAAACAUUCUUUAAUGUCUUUUACAGUAUUAUCAAGCUUGACAAAUAUACCUUUUUUGCGUAUUACUCUUUCUAUGUGAAUAUUGAGCAACAUUGAGUGAAAAACUGUGGUCAAACCAAUAUACAUUUCUCCCUUAGCCCUCCUGUUAUCCUCUAAUUGAAAUAAUUCUAAUUCUAAACAAAUUAUAAUAGCAAAUUGUAACUUAAGUGUAAUUUUCAAGUGUUUUUUUUUUUUUAUGAUGUACUACAUGAUUAAAGUAUUUUUGAAUGAUUCAAAUACAUGUUUACAUGCUACUAUUUACCCACAGCAAUGUACACAACACUAAAGCCUUCAUUUGUAAUACGAAUAUGUUAUUGGCUAUACAAGUCUGAGAAGAUGUGAUCUUGAUCAGUGGGUGCCGUGCAUGGCUGCUCACUGCUCUCUGCGUCCUCCUGUGUACACCAGAUGGGUCAGAGCAGAAAACAAAUUUCCCUCCUUGCAUGUCGUGUGUGUUUGCAUGUGUGUGGGACAAUACAUGUAACUCGUACCACUUAUCUUAUUCAUCAGUGGGUAAAAUAUGGACAGGUUGAAAGAUAUCUCACUCGUGAGACAAAUCGUUUUCCAAACACAUUUGUCAUGUUUUAAUGAUUAUUUUACACAAAUAAUGAUCCAAAUAAUAUACAUAAACAUGUAUCCUAGUGUUAAUGUAAAGAGCCAAAGUUGGUAUUUACUAAAUCAGACAGCAGAGAAAAUGCAUAUUCUGCUAAAUAAAUGAU